Molecule: messenger RNA, 2287 nt
Organism: Chiloscyllium plagiosum (whitespotted bambooshark)
Lineage: Eukaryota; Metazoa; Chordata; Chondrichthyes; Orectolobiformes; Hemiscylliidae
Gene: fam107b
Product: family with sequence similarity 107 member B
Source: RefSeq, a predicted model, not a curated record
UCUGUUCGAUAGUGAAGCACAUGUUGGACAGAGUGUUCCCUGGCUUGGCAAAAGCCAAUCAGCUGUGCCAGCAACUUGAGAAGCCGGUCAGCAAUGGAAUCAGAGCUUUCUCUUGUAGAAUGAGUACAACGGUAUUUUGAGAAAUAUUUUACUGCGAGAGACCUCUCACCUGGCAGAUAGACAAAAUGGCAGCAAUGUCCAGAUACUAACUACAGCCCAAGGUUCAAGAAAGUGACAAACCGAAGUUGGAACCUGAACUGCCAGACUUUAAAAUGAGUGCAAUGGCUGAACCUGACUAUAUGGAUGAUGAAGACAGUGCAGAACUCAUUAAGCCCAGGAAACUGGUCAACCCUGUGAAAACAUCCAAAAAUCACCAGGAACUCCACCGAGAGCUGAUAAUAAACCAGAAAAGGGGCAUUGCUGGUCAGAACAAGCCAGAGCUGCAGCGAGUGAUGGAACAGAGAAAGAGAGAUCAAGUUGUCAAGCAGAAGAAAGAGGAAGAAGCUCUAAAGAAAUCUGACUUGGAGCAAGAGUUAAUGAAACGCCAGCAGAGGCUAGACCAGAUUGAGCAGGAAAGGCUGAAUGCGGAGGAGAAACGGGAGAAUGCGCCUGAGUUUGUCAAGAUGAAAGAUAACCUGAGGAGAACCAAACACGAGGGUGGAGACGUGCAGGUCUCUUAGAGAAGGACAGUACACGUGGAACUCUGGAGUUUGUGGAUUGGGUUUCUGUUUUUGUGGCCAUGGGAAUUCGGCACCCUGAUUAUAAUGGCUUUGCAACAAACUCCAGCAGCACAUCAUUAUUGAGCGCUCCCUUGGUCAUGGCGUACUACCCAUCUGCAGACUGAAAGGGUUAAUUUUGUGCAGGAUAGCUUUCAGGGCAAUGACUAGAGUGAUGCUCAGUGGGCUCACUCACUGGGCUGGCUUGAUUUGAAUGGGAUUCUAAAGCAUUGAGAGACUGUGUUUCUUUCAUCCUCGGGAUAAUGAUCAGACAUUGUAAAAAGACAAACUAUCACAAACAGUCAACAAUGAACCAUUGAUACCAACUUCACUGUGGAUGAAUUACUUGACCCGCUUGCUUGCAUCUAGAACCAGCCAAUCUGCUCCAUGCACCCAGGGAUGGUAGUGAGAUUGGUCAAUUCCAUCAAUGACAUAAAACAGACAAUAAUGAAUUGGGAUCAUCCCGGAGACCCCCAGCUGAUGUCGAUGACUGACUGAAUGAAGAGAGCUUCGGGCAGGAUGUAAAACCUGAUUCCCUUUUAACUUCACCAGACCCGCAAUAACAUCAAUGUCAAAUUUUCCAUCCUUUUGCUUUUUGCUGUUGCUCUGCAGGACAUUGGUGUUUCUGUGUCCACUGGAAUGAAGAGGUAAUUCGAAUGGGGGGGGGGGGGGGAGGAGAAUGUCACGUGAAUGCAUGGAGCUCUAGUUAAAAUCCGUGCUAGCAAUUUCUAAGCUAUGGCUAAACAAUGAUUGGGUGGGCAGGGGAGGUGGGGGGCGGAAUCAAUUUUUCCAGAUACAAUGGUGAAGGAUAACACCACUCUCCUCCCUGGACCUCUAUUGGCUGUACUGAGAUCUGCCCUUCCUCCAACCAGAACCUGAGCAUCCUUUCAAUGUGGGACCCCAGUGAAGAGGAUGUUGACACUGUUUACAAACAGAACAAUAUGCAACAAGAAUAUGUUCAGUGUGAUUUAUUUCUUCAUCGGUCAGCCCUGCAUAGUUCUUUACAAAUCUGGUGUGAAAGCCUUCCAAAGUUUGAUAAGAUUUUGAAUUUUUUUUAUAUUAAGUUUGCUAUGUGGUGUAACAAAUUCUAUGUAAUCUGUAAUGAUUGAUAAUAUUAAUGCAGUGCUUGAUAUGUUGUCAGACUAGUGUGCAAGGUUAAGUCAAGUUUUAUAUUGCUGAUCCCGCCUUGUUUAUUUGCAUGCCCCUACAUUAUAACAGUGGACUGUUGUGCAGUGUGAAACUGCUCAGAUGGCCUGAACAGUUAAGACUGAAAGAGUGAUGUGUCAUUUUGUGGAUACUGCUUGGAGAUUACUUUACUUUGCAUUGAUUUCUGUCACUCAAAUUUUGCAAAGUUCUCUCUUUCCAAAACCAGCAAAAAUGAAGUUAAUUUGUCCAUUUCCGAAUUGGAUAUAGUUAACAUCAAAGAUUGUGUUUAUUGUGGUCCAAAUGCCUUUAUCAUUGAGGCAAUUGGUUUUAGAAUCAUAGACAUAGAAUCGCUACAGGGUGGAAGCAGGCCACUCGGCCUGUCGAGUCCACACUGACCCUCUGAAGAGCACCCCACCCAGACUCAC